CACUUUUGGGGGCCAGUUGCCAACUGGGGCCUGCCUGUGGCUGCUAUUAAUGACAUGAAGAAAUCUCCUGAAAUCAUCAGUGGCAGGAUGACAUUUGCACUGUGUUGUUACUCCUUGACCUUCAUGAGGUUUGCCUACAAAGUGCAGCCCAGGAACUGGCUGCUUUUUGCUUGCCACCUGACCAACGAAGUGGCCCAGCUGGUCCAAGGAGGACGACUGAUCAAAUACAGAUUGGAGAAAAAGAACUAAACACCCAACUUGAAAUAAGCCAGGGAAUGUGUUCAUCCUGAAUGCCAACCAGAGAAGACUUGCCAUCUACAGCUGCUGUCAGUUACAGUGGGGAUCAAACAGAAACACCCAUUAUGAAUAUGACCCCACCAACAAUCAGUCUAUUUUUUUUUUAAUCUUGCCUUUUAAGAAGUAUUCAGCAAUGUAAGCCAUUGCAUUUAAAACUUUGCUGCCUUACAGCUCUAGAAUAACUACCCAGGAGUAGUAUCCAAAUAACAAGCAGUGUUUGAAAACUAUCUCUUUUUUUUUGUUUGUUUUUAAUCAGACAAUCUCCAAAAGUGGCCCCCAAUGGUUUGACAAAACUGUUUUUCAGAUCAGCCUAUGAACAUCAGCAGGACUGUAGGUGGUAUUGUUGCUCCAUGUGUUAACAUACUCUUAAAGCCAUUUAACUUGGGUGCAUUCAUUCCUAUCCUCUCUUGUAAUUUUCUUUUUUUUUUUCUUUUUUUAACUUAAAAGCAGUGGCUUGCUAAUCUGCAAGAACAAAUGUGUAGAUAGGCAGCCUAGGAGUGAGCAGCUCCCUCUCCCUGCAUGCCUUGUCUCAAAGAAGGGACUCCAGUAACACAUUUUAAGUCGCACAUUAUUUAAAGAAGAGUUGGGAAAGCAGAAGCAGAGCACUGAAUGAAGGAAGCAGCAGAGUCUGUUAUUGCUCUUUAAAAAGCCCUAAAGGGAUUUUAUUAUUAUUUUUUUCCUACUGUUUGAGUUGUUCUAGAUGUAUCUAAUCCUUAACAGGCAAAAAAUUACCUUGUUUGGAGUCUGAAGGCCACGAGGUGCCUUUCAGUGGUUUUUUUACUUCACUCUGAGGGGGGUGUUGCUGCAUGACCUGCCUGAAAGCUGCACUGGUGCUGAGGGUGCAGCUGACAACAGAUGCAUGGGAUGGGCUUUUGUUUCAGUGCAGUGUUCUUGAACAAUAAACAUAUUCCAAAUGGCAAUAAAUCCCUUGAAUGUUU
Molecule: messenger RNA, 1235 nt
Organism: Calypte anna (Anna's hummingbird)
Lineage: Eukaryota; Metazoa; Chordata; Aves; Apodiformes; Trochilidae
Gene: MPC1
Product: mitochondrial pyruvate carrier 1
Exons: 3
Coding region: 55-249 (64 amino acids)
Biological process (GO): pyruvate import into mitochondria
Cellular component (GO): mitochondrial inner membrane
Source: RefSeq, a predicted model, not a curated record